This is a messenger RNA of Phalaenopsis equestris, 1094 nucleotides long. RefSeq lists its product as uncharacterized. Gene Ontology annotation, molecular function: DNA polymerase binding. The transcript has a single exon. Lineage: Eukaryota; Viridiplantae; Streptophyta; Magnoliopsida; Asparagales; Orchidaceae. Bases 96 to 1094 code for a protein of 332 amino acids. Gene Ontology annotation, biological process: DNA repair. The record is from RefSeq and is a predicted model, not a curated record.
UAUUAGUUCCCCCUCCCGCUCGAUAAGAAAUGCGCGCUGUUUUCUUUAUUUUAAAUCCGAACGCAUGAGCACGAUAUCUAUCACCUCACCCAGCCAUGACAGCAACCACGCCCACCACCGCCGCUGGCCGAAGGCAAAACAAUUGCGAGACGUCACCGCCGCCGCCUUUCACCGCCAACGACAUCAUCCUCCUCGCUCAAAACAUCUCAGCCACGCUUCCCCCAUCCCUCUCCUCCUCCAAUCUCCUCCCUCUACUCCACUCACCUUCACCAUCCCUCCUUUUCUCCCUCCUCUCCCUCUUCUCCCGCUCUCCUCCAUCAUCCUCCCUCCUUACCCCCGUCCUCCGCUCCUUUCUUCGUCUCUUCUUCUCCCGCAACCUCCCCAGAGACCUCGACUCCUCCUGCCUCUUUCACCUCAUUUCUCCUCUCCUAUCCAAGCUUAACCACUCCGAUCUCUCCUCCAUACUCGAUAUUCUGUCUUCUCACCUCUCCGACAUUAACGAUGCCGACAAGGCCCAGGCCCUCGACCUCCUCCCUCACCUCCUCAACCUCGCCAACCCCUAUGGAGAGCUCAUCGACGCAUUCCUCGAAAAACUUCUCUCCGUCAGCUGGUCCAAGGCACUUCUUGUCAAAAUGUGCUCUCUCAUCCGGGAGUGCCCGGCUAUAUCUAGGGUUAGGGUUUCGGAGUUUCUUCGGAAGAUUUUCGACGGAUUGAGGGAUGCGGACAUCCAGGACCUCCCAUGGCUGGUGUUCCAGCUAUUGCUGCUCGCUUGUAAGGGAAUUAAUUCGGUUUCCAGAAAGCAGUUGAUUGCCGAUUUGUUAAAAUUUUUUGGGGAGCCAAUGAAGGCCCCGGCUUCAGUGGUGCGGCAAGUGGAGGGGACUGUUCUGAUGCACGUGAACUUCUCCAUUAAGCAAGAUCCCUCGCUGGGUUCGGAGGUUAUCGCCGUUGUUCGCUCCGAUCUAGGUACGUUCAACCAUUUUGCUGCUGCGGUUUUGUUAUCGGUGGCCAGGAUUCGGCGGUUCAACGAGAGCUCGAUUGGCGCCCUAAAAUCGGUUGCUGUUGGUUCUCACCAGGAUUGCAAAUUUGCAAGGUGA